AUGCACGCUGCCAACCAGGCGUGUAGCUCUGGAGUUGGUGGUCUUCGAGUUCGGAAUAGGGGGCUCGAAACCCUUCCUGAAGAACAGGGUUGGUUUGGGGACAAGUCUGUCAUCGAAGCAGAGUUUGUUGAUGACCAGUUUCGUAAGCAGUUUCGCUAUCGGCCCCGCUGGGCCGAGCCGGAGGUCUCACCACUGGAGCUGGUCUUGAACUGCAGCUUGUCGGGCACUUGGUCGCCUUCCAACUUCGAAUGUCAACCGCUGUGGCUGGCAGCUCGUCCGCAGCGGUGGGGCUGGGUUGCUCGGAGCAGUCGGGAGAUCUCGGAGGUGUCCGCCGAUUGGGCCCACCGCUGGGCGACCUUCCACACGGGCGACGGCGACGGGACUCGGGUCUUUCUGCGUGUGAGUGCGGAGGUCGAGAAGCGAAAGGUCAAGGAGAUGGAAGCAUUUCUACUGGAGUGGAAUGCUUCAGUGGAAGCCUUAGAGGCCCUGCCCUAUUGGUCCCACUCUUCCCUCUACCUCGUCACCACCCGGCUCCGCGGUGACGCUCCCGCCGCGCCCGGUGCCUCGUCCUGCGCGCCGCUUCUGCGGCUCAGCUGGACGAGCGCUGAGCUGCUGAGCGAGGAGGUGCAGCGCUUGCCCUUCGCGGAGCUGCCGGGGCCGCUGCAAGUGCUGGCCACGCCCUGGAACCAGGUGAUCAUGUUGGUCCCUGGGAUGCCAGGACAAGGUGCGGCCGGGCCACCCUGCAACGACACCGAGGCCAACAGCAGUGAGAUUUUGGAGCUACCAGCCAUGUAUUUCUGGAAUGGCAUGCGCUUUGAGGAGUCUCAACGCUUGGAGCAUGGAGCCACACUCCUUGAAGUCUUCGUUUGGCGGGAGCAGGUCAUGGUGCUGGCCGUUGGAGGCGACGUCUCCUCACUCUACGCCAUGAACCGGACGCAGUCGGAGCUCUGGACCGCCCAGCCGAUCCGAAGCAUCACGGUGACCUUCGCCUGGGCGAUUUCAGAGCAAUUCCUGGUGACAACGCCUUUUAGCUUGGAAGAGGACGCUUUAAUCUUCACCUGGCGUCCAGUUCUUCGACAGCUCACAUAUGUUCAAACGCUUCGGCCCGCACGCACCGGUGCCUGGGCAGUCUCCAGCAGCAACGUGAGCCUUCUGUUGAGUGCUGGCAGAGACUCAGGAGUGGCCGACUCACGGCUUUAUGCGGUCGAUGCGACCUUCGACUGGUACGCUGGACCCUGGGGCGAAUGCAAUGGCACCUGCCGCGGCAAAGACUUCGUCUUCCGCCAUCGGGAGGUGGCUUGCCGCAGCAUGCCCAGCGGGUUGUGGCAUCGUGGUGCGGGCUGCCUGGGCACAGCACCGAUGACGGAAGAGAGAUGCCAAAACUUGGAGCCUUGCCCCAAGGACUCCUUCACUUGGAGCGUAGGGCCUUGGAGCGCUUGCGAAGGCCUCUGUGGAAAAGGCUUGCGCCGUCGAAGCCUCAGCUGCCUACGACAGUUGGUGGCCGCCAACGGUUCAGCUCUAGGAGACCCGCGCGAGGCGCUGGAGUCCGAGUGUCCGACACCUCCGAGUGCUCAGCUGGAAUGCCCCCUGAAGGCCUGUGGCAGCUUCCGUCUUCGAAACCGAGUGGCCCUGCAGAGCGCUUGGCACGUCGUGGAAGUGGCCUUCUUCGUGGACAUUGCAUGCAAGCAGCAGGUGCACGGCUGGGCGGUGGCGUCGGGGCGCUGUGCUGGCUGCGCGUGUCAGAACGCCACGCAGCAUGUGGUCCCCUGUGGGCCGGAGCUGGCCAUCGAUGGCUACUGGGACCCCACACGGCUGCAAGCCUCGCAGUGGAUCUCACAAUGCGUCUCUGGCACUCCCGCAUGUGCUCCCGGCAAAGCGUGGAUCGGCCUGCAGGUCCAGGCCACCAGCGAGGUGCGCUGCGUCCACCUGCUGCAGUCCGCCGAUCCGGCCUACAUGGCCCGCGAGGCGCGCGCGUGCGUGAACGCGGGCGGUGUGCAGCGGGGCGGCCGAAGCGAAAGCCGUGGAAGCACCGUCGCCUUGGAGGUCAUCGAUGAGGAGCGAGGAGUCUGGGAAGUCCUGGCGGAGCAUCUUCGCAGAAGAGCGAGGUAUGCCAACUUGCAGGGAGCUGUGAUCCUCAAUGAUGGCAACUACUCCUGGGACGUGCUGUCCGUGCCACAGGUACCCCGACUGUGGGCGGAUGCCAUCAAGCAGGAUCUGGAGGUGAGUCUCUUUCAAGAUCUCCAAUGCCAAAGCGAAGUGCCCCUGAGAUCGGCUUCUCAGUACCUCUCCAUGGACGGUUCGACCUCCCAACGGGCCUUCGAUGGUCAGCUGGACAGCACUUGGAUCGGCAACGCGGCGUUGGACGAAGGGACGGGGCCAUGGCUGGGCGUCGUGUUGCAGCACCCGGUGGAUGUGGCCUGUGUGAAGGUGCUGCAGGGCGACGGGCGUUUUGGGGCUGAGGAGAUCGCGUUGGAGCUGUGGGUGGGUAAUUGGAGCUAUGAAUUGGACUGGAAGGAUGACAAUGCGAGCAAUGAGAGCAAUAAGAGCAAUGAGACUGGUAUCGAUGAGGCUACUCUUCCGCAUGAGAACAGCAGUGAGAACAGAAGUGAGGGCCAAUGGUGGCGUGUUCGCACAUGGCCCGACCUUAGCAAGCGGAGCAGACCAGCACUCUUGCAGCUCACUUGUGAUGUGGGUCUACCAGCUGCCAUUCAUGUACUGCAUGAUUGUGGCAACAACAAACAGCCCUGGCAACAGUGCAUGGCCUGGUGUGAACCAGGAUUUUCAGGACCUGAAACCUCCUUCCUUUGCCUUGAAGACUACAGCUUUCGCGGGAUUACGCCGGCCUGCGUCCCGAACGAGUGCCGCUUGGGCAUUCCGACAAAGGUGGGCUUGAUCAUCGCCGAUGGCUGUGCUCAGCUCCGCACGGGCGAGACCUGCACCGCCUUCUGCGGCCAAGGGUUGAGUGGCGAACCCUUGGAAUACGAGUGCAGUGCGGAUGGAUAUCUCAGGGAGUCCAAAUCUGGCCAGGCCGGGCCGCACCUGAUGGAACGAGGCUACGGACCUUGGGUGGCACCGGCACCCUCGCGUCAACGCCGAGUCCCUUUUUGCGGAAGGGGUCUCCCCGAAUUCAGCGGUCUCCACACGAAUUCACCGUUCUGCCGAAGUGGGUGGUGA
This is a messenger RNA of Durusdinium trenchii, 3174 nucleotides long. The record is from the annotation of a GenBank genome assembly. Lineage: Eukaryota; Dinophyceae; Suessiales; Symbiodiniaceae.